UCUGAUGUUAUUUUUUUGUGAAUUUUUCGCAGAAAGCUUGAACAUUUGAUGAAGUUUCAUGUCCCCAAAUUUCAGAUUUUUUUGACAUUGUUUGAUCAUGUUUUUUUUAUUUUUUUCCAAACUCGGGUGUAGGUACACCCGAGAGUAGAAAAGCUGGUCUCUGUGUGCAACCAUAAGCUACCUAAUCAAGAAAGAUGAGCAACAGAGCAGUGUUUAAUCAACCGUGAGCUCGAUCCCUUCCUUGUCAUCUCAUCAAGGUCGACCAAUGGCGUUUCUAGGAGGUUCAUUGCGCAUGACGAGGAGCAUCGGCAGCCAGAAGAUGAUGGAGGGGAAGAGCCACGGCGGGUCAGGGUCAUGGCGUCAGGCACCGGCGCCCGUGAGGCAGCUCUUCUGGAGAGUGAGGCGCACCAUGCUGAGGCCGAAGCGCCGUGCCCUGAGUUUUGGGUACGACCUCAAGAGCUACUCCCAGAACUUCGAUGACGACCUCGUCACUGCCCACCGCCUCUAGCUAGCCACACCCGCAGGGUCUUCUACUUCUUCUUCUCAAUUUUACUUGCCGCCUGGCCGGACUAUCGCCCGAGGCUGGAGAGUUUGAAGCGUCGUCACCUUGUG
Triticum aestivum (bread wheat) is the source of this 612-nucleotide messenger RNA. RefSeq lists its product as uncharacterized. NCBI's taxonomy places the organism in Eukaryota, Viridiplantae, Streptophyta, Magnoliopsida, Poales, Poaceae. The transcript has a single exon. The record is from RefSeq and is a predicted model, not a curated record. Bases 266 to 508 code for a protein of 80 amino acids.